ACAAAAGGACAUGGAGGCCUAUUUAAUGUAUUCAUUUAGUAUACUAUAUUCUAUAUGUGUUCAGAUAACAUGGUGUUUUUAAAUUAGUUUAAGGAUGUACAUAGUUAAAAGAUGCUUAAAAAAAUCAGGAAACCACAGCCACAGAUAAAUAACAACAACAAAAAUCCCAUAUGUUGUAUAUUUGUAAGCCUGCUACUGUUAUCUAGUGUGCUUUUAAAGAAAACAUUUUGAUGGCAUUUGCUGACUUCUGUUGGUUUGUGGAUAUGUGGUUGUAGUUUUGAAUCAUGGGUUUCAAUUGUUGAAGAUGAGCUUAUAGGACUUUGUCAGACGUGUGUGGUAGGUUUGCCUAGUCAUAUAUAUUUGAUUGGUUUGUUAUUAGUACAAUGCAAUACUGAAAUAUAAAAUGACUUUAAGUGUGCUCAAUGGAAUAGCUUGAUGUAUAGUUUGUUAUGGAGAACUGCAGACCUACAAAUUAGAUCAAAAAGAGGACCUGCUGCUGCAGUUUGUGGUUGUGUCACAUGUGCAAGUGUGUGACUAAAUAGGUUUUCUUUGCUUUGCCAGCCAGACGAGCACAGAUGGCAAGCAACACUGAGGUGGCAUUCUUUCACACCACGAUGGAAACUGUUACAGAUGAUCUCUACCACUAUUAUGACUAUGAAUUAAAUGAUACAGUGAGUCCAACAUCAGUCACUGCAGUGAAGGAGCAACCUCUCGCUAUGUCUCACAUCUAUCUCCCCAUGUUGUAUUUCAUCAUGUUCUUUGCUGGAUUCACUGGGAACCUGUUUGUCAUCAUAGUUAUUGGUAACAGGCACAAGAAGAAUGCACGUCUGGUAGAUACAUUUGUGAUGAACCUUGCUCUAGCAGACCUGGUGUUUGUCUUCACUUUGCCUUUAUGGGCCAUCUCAGCUGGGAAGCGUGACCAUUGGCCCUUUGGGGAGCUGUUGUGCAAGAUUAGCAGCUAUAUCAUCGCCGUCAACCGGUUUUCCAACAUUUUCUUUCUCACAUGCAUGAGCGUGGACCGCUACCUUGCCAUAGUGCGCCUCAUGGACUCCCACUUUCUCCGGAGCAGCAAAUGUAUACAUCUCACCUGUGGAGUAGUAUGGGGAUCGUCUCUGAUCCUGGGUACACCAUCACUGGUGUAUCGCAAGCUGAAUGUUGAAUAUGGCUUUUGUAUAGAUGACUUGGAGUCCUCCUUCUUCCAAGGUAUGAUUCUGCUGACAGUUUUUCUGAGCUUUGUGCUGCCUGUGAUGAUUAUCCUCCUGUCUUAUGGCUCGAUCAUGGUCAAACUGCAGCACCACUGUGUCACUGCCGGAAAUUCACGCGCUGAAGCCCGAUGUCGCCACUCUCUCAAAAUUGUUUUCACCAUCAUUAUAGUCUUUCUGGUAUCUUGGCUGCCCUACAAUGUGUUGAGAACAAUUCAAGUCAUCUGCAAGAUCAGUAAUGGCAAGCUGGAUAAUGACACCUACAAGUAUUUGGCCAGAGGGCUCAUUAUCUCCUCCUGCCUGGCCUUCCUCAACAGUUGUCUGAAUCCAGUCAUUUACUUGUUUCUGGAUAAGCAUUUCAGACGCAGCGCAGCCUCACUGUGCAAAUCCUGCACUGGCAAAAGGGAUAUACAGCAGAGUUACAUGUCCUCUAACUCAACUGCCUCAAAUGGUAUCUCUGAGGGCCUGGGAAGCACUGCAGCCCGUGGCCACAUCUUCCCCCUCACGCAAAAGAAAUGAACUCUCCUCAGCCACAUCUGACCACAGGUUAUAGCUUUACAUGAUUUCAUAUACUAUAUAUACACUCUCUAUAUACUCAAAUGUACUUUUAUUAUAUCAUUAUAUGAAUGCAUUAAUAGAUUAGCUAUGCAUGAGGAUAUGUUAGUGCCAGUAUAUUUGUGGGGUAGUCUAAUAAAUUUUUAACAACAUUUGCUGGUUUUUCUUGUACUCCUCAAAUGUGUUCCUAGAAUAAAAAUAAUUAAAAAUCCUGUUUUUAUAAAAUGUUAUAGAUUCAAAGAAGCUAACAAUAUGUGGCUGACUGUUCUGCUCAAGAAUAUGUUCCGAAUGUUAGGAAACAUUACGGCUUUAGAUGAAUCAUUGCCCGGACAUUUAUCAUUUAUCAGUAAUUUCAACAUGUCUGUGACUGAUUUUAAUAAAUGCAGAAAUGAACAUAAUUGUACUAUUUUCUGUUUUUCUUUUCUUUUCUUUUUAUUAACAUAGUCAUAUAUAUUUUUAAAAACAGAUUUUUUAAACGUUUGAAUUUAAAAUAGUAAACAUUACUCUUUUGUUCAUGCUUAAUGUGCACAUACUUCAAAAUAAAAAACAUAUAAACUACAGUAAUUUAAGUCCAUUAUUAUUAUUUUUCCAUGCUCACUGGAGAAUUUUUUCCAUGUAACCGAAUGUUUUAGAUGCUUUUUUUUUUUUGGUGCAUUUCUUCUUUAAGUUCAAUACAUCAGUGAUGUGUUUAUUUGUGCUCUGGAACAUUAUGUAUUCUGGCAAUCUUAAGUAAUAAAUAAUUAAAAAUACAGUUAUUAUUUUAUUUUUAUUUAUUUGUCAUAAUUAACAUAGUAAAGACAUUUCAUAAUUUUCAGUGA
Molecule: messenger RNA, 2575 nt
Organism: Ictalurus furcatus (blue catfish)
Lineage: Eukaryota; Metazoa; Chordata; Actinopteri; Siluriformes; Ictaluridae
Gene: gpr25
Product: G protein-coupled receptor 25
Exons: 1
Coding region: 576-1721 (381 amino acids)
Biological process (GO): G protein-coupled receptor signaling pathway; immune response
Cellular component (GO): membrane
Molecular function (GO): G protein-coupled receptor activity
Source: RefSeq, a predicted model, not a curated record